CAGGUUCCAAAGUAGCAAUUUGAGGUGUUUGUGAAUGGCAUGGCAAAAGAAAAUGCUGAACUCAAUUUUUUUAACAAAACGGUAAUUCCCUAUUCACUGGGAGGUGUUCCCUAUUCAAUGGUGCCAACACCCAAUACAGUCCGGGAGUUAUCAGCAGGCUAGCCAAUUUUUUUCGUAAGUCCUAGUCCAGUGUGUGCAAAUCUGGGAUUGAAUGAUCUUGUCAAAUUAGGUCUUUGAAAACUCAUGGUGGAAACCGAACCUGGUCGUGCUAAUAAAUCGGCGUUUUGCCGUGCAUGUGAUGAUUUUAAAACAUGGGCUAAAUUGCAAAAAGGACAAAAACAAGAAUCGGAGAAAGAGAAACAAGAUACACAGGUGUCAGAAGUUGGUUCUGUGGUAACUGAGGUACACUCGAAUUGUCCACUGGAUAAAGAUGAGCUCGGUCGAUCAACAUGGGGUCUCUUGCACACAAUAGCUGCCUACUACCCUGACAACCCCUCCCAAGAAACCAGGGACGACGUGCGGAUAUUUUUUGAGAAGUUUGCCAAACUCUAUCCUUGUCGAUCAUGUGCUGACCACUUCAGGGAACAGAUAACCUCGUUUCCCCCAAGAGUUUCGAACCAGCAGACGUUAUCACGAUGGCUGUGUGACAUGCACAACUUGGUCAACCAGCGGACUGGCAAACCGAUCUUUGACUGCUCCCGGGUGAACGAGAGGUGGCGUGACGGUUGGCGGGACGGCUCCUGUGAUUAGGCUAGCAAUAGUUUAUAUUAUAUACAUUAGCAACUUUUUACAAAAUAUAUGCACAAAUUCCAUUAUUCUA
Messenger RNA from Homalodisca vitripennis (glassy-winged sharpshooter), 820 nucleotides. RefSeq names its product FAD-linked sulfhydryl oxidase ALR-like. Gene Ontology annotation, cellular component: mitochondrion. The transcript is spliced from 4 exons. NCBI's taxonomy places the organism in Eukaryota, Metazoa, Arthropoda, Insecta, Hemiptera, Cicadellidae. The coding region runs from base 244 to 750 and encodes 168 amino acids. The record is from RefSeq and is a predicted model, not a curated record. Gene Ontology annotation, molecular function: flavin-dependent sulfhydryl oxidase activity; flavin adenine dinucleotide binding.